This is a messenger RNA of Lycium barbarum (goji berry), 1899 nucleotides long. RefSeq names its product cation/calcium exchanger 1. Gene Ontology annotation, molecular function: monoatomic cation transmembrane transporter activity. Gene Ontology annotation, biological process: monoatomic cation transport; transmembrane transport. The record is from RefSeq and is a predicted model, not a curated record. Gene Ontology annotation, cellular component: membrane. Bases 67 to 1782 code for a protein of 571 amino acids. Lineage: Eukaryota; Viridiplantae; Streptophyta; Magnoliopsida; Solanales; Solanaceae. The transcript has a single exon.
UGACAUAUAAAAAGGUAAGGCCACCUGAAUACCAUAUAGAUUUGUUCCCUUCUCUUCCCAUUCAUUAUGAUGCAUAUUUUUCCAUUCCAUUUCAAGCCCAGAUCAGCUCUUUCUAUAAUCCUCAACACCUCUUUCCUCUUUCUACUCUUGCUUUACACUCUCACUUCCAACGGUUUUAGCCAAUCCCAAAGACACAUACAUUUAUCAAAGACUAAUAAUGACUGCUCCGACUUACAUAAACACAGUGAUUCACAAUCUAAAUGUGCCUACAUAAAAGCAAACAGUUCUUGCUCUGGAAAAGGGUAUUUGAAUUAUCUUGAGUUCUUCUACUGCACCUUAGGCUGGUUUCCACAACUAGGAUACUGUCUCCUACUUGUAUGGCUUGUUUUGUUGUUUUAUUUGUUGGGUAAUACAGCAGCUGAGUACUUCUGCCCUUCUGCAGAAGGCUUAUCCAAAGUCAUGAAUCUUUCCCCUGCGAUAGCUGGAACGACUCUUCUCCCUCUAGGAAAUGGGGCUAAUGAUGUCUUCUCUAGUAUCAUCUCCUUCACGCGAUCCAGCAGUGGUAGCGUUGGGCUUAACAGUGUCUUAGGGGGUGCAUUAUUCAUUACUUGUUUCGUCGUGGGAGUCAUAAGUAUACUCGUGUCGACUACCCAAGGCCUAACCAUUGAUAAGCCAAGUUUCAUUAGAGAUGUGUUGUUCAUCAUAUUCUCACUAUCAUGUCUCCUUGGGAUCGUUGUUUCCGGGGGGGUUACUUUAUGGAUAGCAAUAUGUUUCUCUUGUAUUUAUGUCCUUUACAUUUGUGUGGUUUGCGCUAUGCAUUUCUUUAGUAAGAAGGAAGCAGUUAAAAAUGUAAAUUCACCUACCAAUUCUAUUCCUGCUACGAGUAUGUACCUUGGCAAAGAAGAUGAAUAUAUUGGGGUACCAUUGUUAGGGUGUAUUGAUGAGGAAAAGGGCUCCGCAUCACGCCCUAGUGAGGAACAAGCAGCACAAGUAAAUUGCUCAUCAUCUUGCUGCAAAUUCUUAAAUCAUUUUCUUGGUGUUUUGGAACUGCCCCUUUACUUGCCAAGAAGGCUGACCAUCCCUGUUGUUAGUGAGGAAAGUUGGUCCAAGCCAAUGGCUGUAAUUUCAGUAACGUUGGCACCAAUUCUUGCAGCAACCGUUCUAAGCACUCCAAGAGAAAGCAUGAAUUCCAGAGCAAGCUUAGCCAUUGGCAUGAUAUCAGUUUUUGUAGGGCUUAUUCUAGGGAAUCUUGCAUUUUUGUCUACAAAAAGAUCUAGUCCUCCAACGAAAUGCUUGUUUAUUUGGCUUCUUGGAGGGUUUGUUAUGAGUACUACAUGGACAUAUAUGCUUGCCCAAGAAUUGGUCUCGAUGCUAGUCUCAUUUGGAUAUAUUCUAGGGAUAAACCCUUCAAUUUUAGGACUCACAGUCCUAGCUUGGGGUAACUCAACUGGGGAUCUGAUAUCCAAUGUUGCCAUGGCAUUGAAUGGUGGAAAAGAUGGGGUGCAAAUGGCGAUAUCGGCUUGUUAUGCAGGACCACUAUUCAAUACCUUGAUUGGUUUAGGGGUAUCCCUUGUGCUUGCAUCAUGGUGGGAGUAUCCAACUCCCUACGUGGUUCCAAAUGGUCCUUUCCUCUGUGAAACUUUGGGAUUUCUUGUUGUGGGCUUACUAUGGGCUCUUGUCAUUUUGCCUAAGAGAAAUAUGCAACCUGAUCACUCUCUUGGUGUUGGACUUCUCGCAAUUUACUUCUGCUUCUUGUUUCUAAGGUUUACAAAAGGUUUCUAGUAUAUAUGGAGUUUUUCCAAUGAUUCAUACAGCAAUUAUAUGAAUUUUGAUAUUCUGAAAAGAACAAGGAUGUUUAUAUGAAAUACAGGGCUUGUACAAUAAACAGUAUUUAAUUAA